This is a messenger RNA of Drosophila serrata, 2805 nucleotides long. It is a transcript of the gene Tmep, whose product is annotated as Transmembrane endosomal protein. The record is from RefSeq and is a predicted model, not a curated record. NCBI's taxonomy places the organism in Eukaryota, Metazoa, Arthropoda, Insecta, Diptera, Drosophilidae.
UCCAUUUAUUUUUUAUUUUUUUUUUUUUUUUUUAUUUCCUUCGCGUUUUUCACACUCACAAUCUGCAAAAAUAAAGUGAAGAAUCGUGGCACGCAUAUUGUGCGUUUUGUCAGUGUGUUCGCGUUUCCCAUAUUCAGGCAUUUUCAACUACGAGCAGAGACGACGUCAGUGGGCGACGCGAUUGGCGUCAGGUGAAAAAAGGAAAAACUGAUAAUUUCGAUUGAACAUUGAAAUUUAAAUUGAACGAGUGAAGUGAAAUUAAACAGAAUCGGCCACUGUGAAAACGCAGCACCAAUCGUGGAGAGUUGCAUUUAAAAAAGCAUGAGCACAACUGCCGCCAGUCUCAUUGAGGCGGCGCUAAAUGCCAGCAGUGGCAACGCCACAGCUACGACUGGGACGAUUACAACGACCACAACGAGCAAGCCCAACUACGUGGUGCAGGUGAAGAACGCCCCGAUGAACACACCACUGGACCCGCUGCUCCAUGUGGGCGAUGGUAUCUUCUUGCAGACCAAGACAGCCCAGGUUCUUGCUGGGGUCUGUGUCUGGGCUGCCCUGUUUAUAACAUGUCAACAGAUCUACCAGCAUCUGCGCUGGUACACGAAUCCGCAGGAGCAGCGCUGGAUAGUGCGCAUCCUGUUCAUCGUUCCCAUCUACGCCACCUACUCCUGGAUCAGCUUGCUCUUCUUCAACUCGGACAACGUGUACAUCUACUUCUUCACCGUCCGCGACUGCUACGAAGCCUUUGUCAUCUACAACUUCUUGUCGCUGUGCUACGAGUACCUCGGAGGCGAGGGCAAUAUCAUGUCGGAAAUUCGUGGCAAGCCCAUUAAGACGUCGUGUCUGUAUGGCACCUGCUGUUUGAAGGGCAAGACUUACACGAUCGGAUUCCUCCGCUUCUGCAAACAGGCCACGCUGCAAUUCUGCCUGGUUAAGCCGCUGGUGGCCUUCAUCAUCAUCUUUUUGCAGGCGUUUGGCCACUACCACGAUGGUGAUUGGAGUGCCGACGGUGGCUACAUUUACAUCACAAUAAUUUACAACAUCUCGGUAUCGCUGGCGCUAUACGGCCUCUAUCUGUUCUAUUUUGCCACUCGGGAUCUGCUGACACCGUUCGAGCCCGUCCUUAAGUUCUGCACGAUCAAGUCGGUGAUCUUCCUGUCGUUCUGGCAAGGCGUCGGCUUGGCCAUCCUGGAGAAGGCCAACGUUAUUUCGCCUAUUGUGGACAGUGCUGGCACUGUUACCGCUGAGGCGGGUACCGUCUCUGCCGGCUAUCAGAACUUCUUCAUCUGUAUCGAAAUGUUGUUUGCCGCUAUCGCACUGCGCUAUGCAUUCCCCUAUCAGGUCUACGCACGCAGCUGCAUUAGCGACGGUCACGGUAGAUCGGUCACCAUGCAGUCAAUUUCUAGCAGUCUCAAGGAAACGAUGAAUCCCAAGGACAUUAUGACAGACGCUAUACACAACUUCCAUCCGCAGUAUCAGCAGUACACGCAGUACAGCUCAGGUGGCAAGAACUCGCGCGGCAUUCGCGUCUCCAGUUAUGAUCCCGACGAUCCGAACUCCGGAGGAACUACGCACGCAUCGCAUCAGGCACCCACCAGCGGGGGAUACAACGCGGUGGCCACCGGAUCGGGUUCAGGUGUCAACAGUAAUAACGGUGGCAGCAACUGCAUGGCCUCCAAGACGCUGGGAAACCAAAGGAAGUUCAUGCCUGGCGGCCAGCGUGUGGCGACCAUUAGCCAGAACUACAACGAGAAGACCAUGCUGCUAAGCAGCGAUGACGAGUACCAGUAGAGGAAUGAGAGGAUGCCCCAUCCCCCACCUUAUUAUUGUUAAUUCCGUCUUUCGUUCUCGGAUCCUAUCGGAUUCGUUUUUUUCGUUGCCUAUUUGGUCGCUUGUACAAUAAUCUUAAGUAGCAUUCACAACCUAUUAGACAAUUAAUGACAUCCUAUAUAUCGGGGUGCAGGCAAUAAGGGCGAGUGGAAUGAAUCGUGGCUUAAGGGCUUACAUUUUUAUUGAUUAAAUCAUGAUAAUUUUAAAAUUUUGAUUCAUUAAGUUAAUGUAUACCAUCUGCAGGACACAUUUUAUAGACAAAACUAUCCACAGAUCAGAAAAUAAGAACCUCUAUCGCGUCGCCCUAUAAUAAUGUAAUUUUAUACAGCAUAAUGUAAUUUUAUUAGCUUCGAUUUCAUUUGUGUCUUGCGUGUAAAUUUUGACAAAGGCAAUUGAAAACUGUAAAGCGAACCAAACUGAACACAAAUCAAAAACAAAGUAGAUACAACCGAACUGCAAACUGCUCUUCUUGCGACUCACGAACCGUCUACAACAGGCUGCUUUUUUAACACAAAACCGCGGGAUGACACCACAGCCGGCGAAGAAGGCUGGAAAUAUAUUUAUAAGCCAAGGCUAAUUUUAAAAGCAAACCUAACACAGUACAUUAGCUUACUUAGAGCGAAUUUGUUAGGUGAAUGAGUACGAAUGGAGAAUAUGCAGAGGUCCAGGCCCCUUCCCAGACACGAGAAAUGUAUAAAAGAAUUUUACCCUGUACAGAGAAGAUGGAUCGCAAGUCAAGAACAGUAUUUUGAUAUCUUAGCCAGGCUUCCUGUCAAAGUUGUGCGCGUGUCUGGACCAAAUGGAGGAAACGGGGAAGAAACAAUAGGAAAUUCAAAUUAUGUAUAAUUAUCCCUGGCGAAGAAAGCGAAGGCGUACCAAUGGCAGUAACGUUUUUAUGUACAUUUUUUCCGUUAAUAUGAAAUGAAAAUAUAUUAUAUGUCAUAAAGUACACAAAAUACAAUUAUGUAUAUAAUA